AUGGCGAAUGAGCGGCAAGAUCUAGAAUUUCCCAUUGGAUUCUCUCUCGCAUCCUACGGCUACCAGAUAAGCGUGUCGUGCAAUAUGGAUCUUUGUUGGAUUCAAACGUACCAGACUGGUCCGCCAAUGGGGCUUUUCCAACAUGUUGCCAUAUCUGCUGUGCUCUUAUGCAUGCCGAAAUUCAAGUUGUCGGGGACGUCGUAG
This is a messenger RNA of Sodiomyces alkalinus F11, 204 nucleotides long. RefSeq lists its product as hypothetical. The transcript is spliced from 3 exons. The record is from RefSeq and is a predicted model, not a curated record. The coding region runs from base 1 to 204 and encodes 67 amino acids. NCBI's taxonomy places the organism in Eukaryota, Fungi, Ascomycota, Sordariomycetes, Glomerellales, Plectosphaerellaceae.